Aureobasidium namibiae CBS 147.97 is the source of this 981-nucleotide messenger RNA. RefSeq names its product flavo protein. The coding region runs from base 1 to 981 and encodes 326 amino acids. The transcript has a single exon. Gene Ontology annotation, molecular function: oxidoreductase activity. NCBI's taxonomy places the organism in Eukaryota, Fungi, Ascomycota, Dothideomycetes, Dothideales, Saccotheciaceae. The record is from RefSeq and is a predicted model, not a curated record.
AUGCAGAUUCUCGGUCUUGGAAACGGCACACCUUCUGGUAACUCGGAGAUCCUCCUCAAGGCUGCUUUGACAGCAGCUACCGAGUCCGACUCUACCAUCACGACAUCAUGGAUACACGUUCCCUCUAUCUCUAUACCUACAAACCCAGCACCUCUGGACAGCCCUGUUGGCUUCGAUCUCGCCUCAAAGCUCAAUGUCGCUUCAAACGACGCACCCGACGACCGAGCUGCCGUCCGCGAAGCCAUCCUCGACGCCGACGCCAUAAUCGUUUCUACACCCACAUACAGCCAUCAACCCUUGGGCACUCUGAAGCUACUCAUGGAUAGAAUAGGCGGGCCCUCGUUGGAUGUAACUUUCGGCAAGACCUUCAGUCCUGACAAACUCGACCCUCGACUCUCUAAACCAAGAGUGUUGGGUUUCAUAGCUGUAGGAGGAUCAUCAACACCAGAUCAAUUUACUAUGGUGCUGCCGACAUUGCAUCUGUUAUUUUAUGCUCUACACGCCAAAGUCGUGGAUCAAUUCAUUGGCCAAGAUCUGGGAAGUUCAGGGGCAGUGUGUUUGCAUGAGGAUCUGAUCUCUCGGGCACAGAAGAUGGGAAAGAAUAUCGCAAGUCAGAUUGGCAAGGCCUAUGAUGAUGUAGAAUAUCUGGGCGAGCAAGAAGAAGGUGCAUGUCCGCAUUGCCAUCUCGCCAAGAUUGAGUUCUUGCCGGCGCAUGGUAAGAAUGCUAUUGGUUGUACGACGUGUGGUACCAGAGGUAGCUUGGUUGUGCGAGAAGACGGAGAUGUGCUGCCGGCGUGGGAAGAGGAGUCAAAGUGGAGUUGCUUGACUUGGACGGGCAAAUUGCAACACGCGAAGGAUAUCGUGAGUUGGGCUAAGAGAGAUGCACCGAGGAAAGAGGAUAUUAAAGAAGCACAGGAAAGGUGGAAAAAGGUUGUCGUUAAGCAAGUAUCUUUGCCAAGUCAAAGCAGGGCACACUGGUGA